GAGCAGGAGAGCGGAGAAGGAGCGAGGCGGACGUGGAGUGCGGUGUCGGUGCUCGCUGCUGACAGAGAGAGAGAGACAACCGGGCACACGGAAUGAGUACGCGGCCUUUCCCUUAUGUGCGGUCUCGGCUUUAGGACCAGAAAUUCGCCGUCUCAAAAGACUAGCCUGCGAUGGGGCGACUGUUGUCCCCGCCAGCACCGCCAGCCGAAAGUCAACACGACUGACUCCGCCGUCUUCUAGUGCAUGACCUCAAACUCGACUUGGACGCGACCAACCCUCCUCUCACCCCCUCACCGUUAAACACUAAAUACAUAUAUAUCUAUUUUGCUGUGCGGAUUUUUGGUGCCCAAACUGUUCACCUCAGGCAGUGAUGUUGCUGCUCAACUGACUGACUGACUGACAAAUUCACGCAAAUUCUCGCUUCUCCGCCGACGACACGCGAAAAUUGUGAGUGUGCCGCUGUAGUGAUUCUAGAACAGCCCGCAAAAUGAUUAACAUCGCAGGAGUGGUGUCGAUUGUGCUUUUUUACGUGCUCAUCUUGGCCGUCGGCAUCUGGGCUGGCCGCAAGAAGGAGCACGGCAAUGAUUCGGAAGAGGAGGUCAUGCUGGCCGGCAGGAGCAUCGGCCUCUUCGUUGGCAUCUUCACCAUGACAGCGACAUGGGUGGGCGGGGGCUACAUCAACGGCACCGCCGAGGCCAUCUACACCUCUGGACUGGUUUGGUGCCAAGCGCCCUUUGGCUACGCCCUCAGCCUCGUUUUCGGUGGAAUUUUCUUCGCGAACGAGAUGCGCAGACAGGGCUACAUCACCAUGCUGGACCCGCUGCAAGACAACUUCGGCGAGCGAAUGGGCGGCUUGCUCUUCCUGCCCGCGUUAUGCGGCGAGGUUUUCUGGGCCGCUGGCAUUCUCGCUGCGCUUGGUGCAACACUCAGCGUCAUCAUCGACAUGGACCACAGGACGAGCGUCAUCUUCAGCUCGUGCAUCGCCGUCUUCUACACGCUCUUCGGCGGCCUCUACAGCGUCGCCUACACAGACGUCAUCCAACUUUUCUGCAUCUUCAUCGGACUGUGGAUGUGCAUUCCGUUCGCGAUGAUGGACGAGCACGUGGGGUCGCUGUCGCCGUCGGUCGUCGACUGGAUAGGCGAGGUGGACGAAAGCCAACGUUGGUUUUACAUCGAUUACGGGCUUCUGCUCAUUUUCGGCGGCAUCCCCUGGCAGGUUUACUUCCAGCGAGUGUUGUCCAGCAAAACAGCCGCUCGUGCACAAAUUUUAUCAUACGUGGCUGCCGCUGGCUGCAUCCUCAUGGCCAUCCCUCCCGUCCUGAUUGGCGCCAUCGCCAAAGCGACACCUUGGAACGAGACCAACUACAAAGGGCCCUGGCCGCUGACGGAGCAGGAGACGUCGAUGAUCCUGCCGAUGGUGCUGCAGCACCUGACACCCGAUUUUGUGUCCUUUUUCGGGCUGGGCGCCGUGUCGGCCGCCGUGAUGAGCUCGGCCGACUCGAGCGUGCUCUCGGCCAGCUCCAUGUUCGCCAGGAAUGUUUACAAACUCAUCUUUCGCCAGCGGGCCUCUGAAAUGGAGAUCAUUUGGGUGAUGCGAGUAUCGAUCAUCAUCGUAGGCAUCCUAUCCACAAUCAUGGCUCUCACCAUCCCAUCGAUAUACGGUCUCUGGUCAAUGUGUUCAGACUUGGUGUACUGCAUCCUGUUCCCGCAAUUGCUGAUGGUGGUGCACUUCAAGCACCACUGCAACACGUACGGCAGUCUGUCCGCCUACAUCGUCGCCUUCUUCGUCCGUUUGAGCGGAGGCGAGCCGCUGCUCGGUCUGCCGCCCUUGAUCAAAUACCCAGGCUACAAGGAUGGACAGCAGCUGUUCCCCUUCCGCACCAUGGCCAUGAUCAUGUCCCUCCUCACGCUCAUCGGCGUUUCUUGGUUCACAAAGUGGAUAUUUGAAACCGGUCGGUUGGCGCCGGGCUACGACUACUUCCGCUGCGUGGUCAACAUCCCUGAGGACGUGGAGCGCGUGGGCGAGCCGGCAGGCGAGGGCGAGCUGGCCAUGAUGAACACGGCGGCGCAGAAGAGCUACUCGGCCGUGGACGAGCGCAACGGUAGGAUCAACCCGGCGCUGGAGCCGGACGACGAGAUGGACGCGGCCGCCGAGGCCAUCACCGCCCGCCGCCAGAGCGCCAACCAGCCGCCGCCGGUCGCAGGCUCUGACCGCCUCAGACAAGACCAGACCGCAUUCUGAACUCAGCACUAAGCUGCCGGGCAAACACUCGAUUUUUCACGUGUCGGUUUCAAUUCUGCGCGAUCCGCGAGUGAAUAGUGUGAAUCUCCUGACGAAUAUUGGGCCAAAUCUGCAAGGUUACAUUUCUAUCACUCGUUAGCCGAAAAGCAGCAUUAUUUUUAACUGAUAAAAAUUGUUUUAUUUUUCGAUUUUUACAGUUCAAAGUUCACGACCGGAAGAUAAAAUAAAAACAUCAUUUUUGUUGAACUCUCUAAUGAUUAUUAAAUUUCGAGCGAUUUUAGCUUGAUUUUCGGUGUUUUGUUUCUGAUAAUUAAGCAGAAGACAAUGUCAAAAUAUCUGAUAAUUUAAAAUUUCAUAAUAUUUUGAUUGAAUAUUUGAAAAAAUCAUUUCUUGUUCGAACCCCUUGAUAAAAAAAAUCACUUUUUGUGCAUACUCUUAGUGCUUUAAGCUGUCAACAGAAGGCGCCUGAUUAUAAUUGAGAUUUUAAGACAGUUCCACUGCAAUUUAAGAAUCAAUCUUACUACUGUGUAUUUUGCACUUCAUAAUUUUUUCAUGUUUGAUUUGCUGUAAAUAAAAAUCAGUCCAACCAAUCGCCAUAAAAAUAGUCAGCAAAGUAAUUUUAUCUGAAAAAUUGUUUUCUACGUUUUUACAGCGAUAAGAUUGUCCGAUUUUUUUCUCCAGCAAAUCAAUGAAAAUCAUUUGAAGAAUGCAAUGCUCAGCGGCAGAAUUGAGUUCGGACGUGACUUAAAAUCAUAAGUAAUCGGUGGCGCUAUCCCUUGGCAGCUUUUAUACUCAGGGGCUUACGCAAAAUAUGGUGAAUUGACUGGUAAAAAAUCCAAUUCUUGGUCUUUUGAGUUGAUUUAACUUAAAAUUCAAUUUCUAUUCCUGUCUUUUGUUGAGAGUAAACGAUUUUCUUUGGUACAGAAACGACCGAAAAUUUUGGUAACGUUUCAGCCUCGAUUGGCUGGAAUUAUUUAUUUAAUUAAUGCAUUUGAAAUUUGAGCGAAAAAAAUAAUGCAGCCCUGGAAAUGUAACUGGCCAGUCAGCAUCAAGUAUUUUCCUCAAAAUUUGCCGAGUUGGCAGAUUCCGCAGGAGGAAACCGGCCGUGCGCCCGGCGCUGGCACCGAAAGAAAGCACAGUGCAUGUCGUGGGUAACCGUAGCUCAAAUGCUGGUUUUAUUUUUUGUUACUCUUGAAAUGUGUCUAACGUGUAUAUAAAUACCUCAAGGAACAACUCCCCCUCGAACCCGAUUCAGUCAUUUUUUUAUUAUUAACUUUCGUUGUAAUGCAGGUGCACUCUCGAUCGGCCGAAACGCACAUUACGAGUGCGCCGCAGCAGAGUUUGUUGAUUAAUUUCGGUCUUUGAGCCCCCGCAGUCAGUAUCUAAGCAUAUCUACUCUGACAAGAUGUACCCAAAAGUAUACACGGAGUAAUACAUAAGUGUGUAAACCUAACGUAAUAAAAAGCAAACAGAGGCCAGACGAGUUAAUUAACAUACAUAUACGCGUAGGUGCGCAGCAAGAGCAGACGGAAAGAUAUUAGCCGAAUCGAGAUCUAGUCACGGGAAAGCAUUUUAUUAAGGUGUAGACUCGAAUCUUAACACAACACACGCAGCAUUUGGCCAGAGAGGAACGGAUAAAGCGACGAGAAACUCCCAAAGUUCAAUUUGAUUUGUUUUGGAGCACUCUUCUCGGCCAGUCGUAGGCGCUAGAGAAUUAAUUAACUUGUAAUAAUCGCAAGCAAGCAAGCACAGACACGUUGGCGCUGUUGUUAAGGGGCCACCCAAUAAUGGAGAGGAAACAGCGGCUGCUCCACUGUUGACAGGAUCAUGAAAUCGAAGCUGUGUUAUAUAUUACAUAAAUUAGAAGUUUAGACUCGAAUAAACCGCGAGCGGCGAAUGAGAUGAGAGUUUUGAAAUUAUAAAUGACAGUUGAUACACACCCACCCACCCACCCACACACAUACAUAUCACAAUUCAAAUUCAAACAAUGUAUAAUGAAUGUUGGUCAAAAGCAAUAUAUUAAAUUGUUUGUUGAACGAGGAAUUUAAAUAAACACACAUUUAACUGUUGAAAGCCUGUAAGAUGCGGACUUUAUAAUUUAAGCAGUGGCGUUGAAAGUGCGAAGGUUGCCUCGCAAAAAAUUCUCAAAUGCAUAACACGAUUGAAAACCCCAAAAAGUGCAUCUUACAGAGUGGUUGUACUGAAACAAUACCCAAUUAUUUAAAACAAUAAUUAAAAAACCGCAGAAUAUGCAAAAUCGUUGGAUUUAGAAAUAUACGUGUCGCAUGAUUAAUAAGUGGUGAGUGUUAUUAAAAUGUUACACACAAAUUAACUAACGUUGAGGGGAGGAGGGUGCGUCUGCUUACAUUCAAGAAAAUGCACAUGAAUCGGAUUUUACUCGUUGAAAUUUUGUGCCUUGGGCCGCGACAGGCCCGACCCUUUUUCAGUUGCACACACCUUUACCACAGGGUAGACUCGGUAGCUAGAGCUGAAAAGUAAAACUACUGCCACAUAUCACACACCUUCGACCUUUUGCAAAAUAUCAACGAGAAAAGACGGCAUUCAUUUUCAUUUUCACAGAUAAAUGAAAUUAAACUAAUCUUAAUCAAAUGAGUCUGAAUUUUGGUGAACUUGCGUCUGGAAAUUCUUCAAAUCAGCCAGCUCAAUUGAUUAGUGUAACAUAUCAUUUAAAAAACCAAAUAGGAGAGCAAUAUAAUACUAUGUAUAAUUUUACUGGAUAAAUGAAUAUUUUCAAGAAUAAUUCAAAGUGCAAUAUAUGUCACAAGUACGAGGAUGCAGGUUGAUUUACUUUCUUUAACUGGGAAGAGGCGGAAAUUUUUUGUGUUUUCAAGGGACCGUGUUGUACUGGAAGGCCUACUAAAACUAAACCAGCGUUUCAAAGGCACCGUGUUGCAAAUCACAACCUUGGUCCUGCGGUCCCUUCGGUUGCCUUGUCUCUUUAAUGUAUGUAUACCAUAGUUGAGUUACCUAUCUAAAUUCAAGAAGCGAAAAUGCGGUAAAUUCAUAAACGAAAGCGAACUGAUAACACAUUAGUACGAAGAAAGUGUUCAUUGAAUUUCCUUUCAAGCCAAUGGCAGCGCGUUGGUUUGAGCUUUCUAAAUGUUUGAAAUGGUCGAAUAAUAAAGAAAAAUAUAAUAUUCCAGCUCCAUUUUCAAACAUGCAGUGUUCAGAGGAGAAAAGAGUUUGGUUCUUUUCCCAUUUGUGUUGUUGUAGACGCCAUUUCUUUCCAAUCACGAUGUACUCGUAGCCUAGGACCUAAUUAGACAAUCGAUCUCUUAAGGGUUGUCCAUUACGCGAAGAAUUGGAAUUCCUAUAUUAUUUCUCAUUUCUUCCCGUCGCUAUAAUGUGCUGGCCACAUGAUAUUUUUAUUUCCAGCUUUUGAAAUGUUUGCGUCUCUCGGAAACGGACCAUUUUGUUGUUGAAUGAAUUUUCUGCACAUUGAAGAGUAUUAUGUGAUAUUACUCCAACUCUCUUUCUCUCUCUAACUAACGUUGCGACAGCAGAAUCAAUUGAAUUGCGGGAAAUUAUUUACGGUCGAAAUUGGGACAUGUUGAAUUGUAACCUCUGGAAAUUGAUUGAUAGUUUACCAUUAUAAAAAGUGCUACUUUACUUGUUUCAACAGCCAAGACACUGUUAAUACAUAAAAAGGAAACUAUAAGUGGAGGGAAUAUAUACAUCCGUUGUUGUUAUUUACUUGUAGGUGAAAGAAAAGGCAAAAAUAAAACUGAUGUUUAGCUGUUUAGAAAAUGAAAAGUGA
Cloeon dipterum is the source of this 6020-nucleotide messenger RNA. It is a transcript of the gene ChT, whose product is annotated as choline transporter. Gene Ontology annotation, cellular component: plasma membrane. The transcript has 11 exons. NCBI's taxonomy places the organism in Eukaryota, Metazoa, Arthropoda, Insecta, Ephemeroptera, Baetidae. Gene Ontology annotation, molecular function: choline:sodium symporter activity. The record is from RefSeq and is a predicted model, not a curated record. Gene Ontology annotation, biological process: choline transport; acetylcholine biosynthetic process; transmembrane transport. The coding region runs from base 488 to 2242 and encodes 584 amino acids.